Molecule: messenger RNA, 11040 nt
Organism: Pteronotus mesoamericanus
Lineage: Eukaryota; Metazoa; Chordata; Mammalia; Chiroptera; Mormoopidae
Gene: ICE1
Product: interactor of little elongation complex ELL subunit 1
Exons: 19
Coding region: 105-6845 (2246 amino acids)
Source: RefSeq, a predicted model, not a curated record
GCGGCCUGGCAGGCGGCGGCCCCGGCGGCGUCAGCAGAGGCAGUACAGGGCCAAGGCCGCGGGUCCCUGAGUUGCGCGGGUCCACCGGGCCCGGCGGCGACACCAUGAUGCCGGGCGAGACCCACUCGGCGGCUCCCGGGGCAGCGGCGGAUCUCUCGCGGUGUCAGGGCUGCGCCUCCUUGCAGCAGAAUUUAAAUGAAUAUGUCGAAGCAUUAAUUACCUUGAAGCAAAAAAUUAUUAAUACAGAUAAUUUGUUAACAGAAUAUCAGAAGAAAUGUGAUGAGCUGCAGUUUGCCAGAAGAGAGAACAGUACUCUGCAUCACCAAGUGGAACAGAUGCUUCAAAAAAUUUCUCCUCUGCAGAAAUGUCAGGAAGAAUUGGGAUCUUUAAAAGCUGAGCUGGAAGAAAAAAAGAGUUCUCUAAAGUUGUAUCAGGAUACUCAUCAGGAAUAUGCUCGUGUAAAAGAAGAAUGCUUGAAAACUGAUGCUCAGAAAAAGAAACUAGAAGCCAAGGUGAAGAAGCUGGAAGAGGCUGCCGUCAAGCAAACUCAGGACUUCAAGCAACUAAGGAAUGAAAAGAAAAUACUUGAAAAGGAAUUUAAAAAGACACAGGAAAGGCUUGAUGAAUUUUCUAAGCAGAAAAAUGAAAAGGAGUUGAGACACAUUGGAACACAAAUUUCAAGUGAUUCUUAUGGAAGCAUAGAUAAAAGAAAAGUAAAAUUACUUCUGAAGGAACUCUGGCUCUGCAUAAACACAACACACAGAGUACCUGGUGAAAGCAGCAGAUGUGUCCCAGCAAAACCUGCAGAAGAAAAGUCCAGACCCAGAGAGUGUGGGGAUGAUGGUGUGCCCACUCGGGUAGAAGGCAGUCCUCCCAGAGCCUCUGCUGUGCAGACGUGUCUAGCAGAGCUGUCCAUGGAGAUAGAGGGUGACUUCUCCCCGUGUAAAAAUGUGGGACAAGAGCGGCCCAGUGGAGCAGCGCAUCGUAAUGAGGACCAGCCUCCUGAAGCUGUACUGCCGGGGAAUGAUGAAGACAGUACUGAAUUUGCUGAUCACAAUUGCUUUUUUGAUGAAGAUCUUCAAGCUGCAGUUGACUUCUUCAAGCUUCCCCCUCCUCUUUUGUCUCCAGUGCCAUCACCCCCUCUGGGGUCCUUACCACACCUGGGCACCUUACCGUCUUCGCUUGCACCUGAAACCUACUUCGGAGACUAUACAGAUUCCAGUGAUAAUGACUCAGCCCAACACAGAAAUUCUGUCGAGUCUAAUUCAGAAGAUGAUACACCUGAGACACAGGAUUGUUUUGGCUCACCCAUAAAAAAUAAAGGAAGUGGUACAUGGCAGGAAAAGCCCAAUUCACAUGAAGCCACCCAAGCUCUAAACACAUUGGAAGUAAAUGAAGUGACAGCUGUUGGGUUUGGGACGUUUACAGCAACGCUGGGAGAACCUUCAGCCACCUUCACCUUAGCUCAUGAGAAACACUGGACAGUGUCAUCUCAAUUCACGAGUGGUAGAAAAAGAGGCAUUUCAGGGGAGGCAAAAGGACAAAGAGAGGUUAGGGAGAUGGAUAAAUCAGUGCAAACUGAGGAAACACUUUGUAAACCCACCAGAAGUGUGAAUGUUGAGAAGUUGUCUGGCACCCUGACACAAGGGAAGGAAGUGGCCCUUGGGAAGUCAGACCUGUGUUAUUCUCCCCUUGGCAAGAGGCCAUUAAAUGAACUCAUGGGAUCUGAAGGAAAACCCCCAUUAUCCAGAAUGAUAGGAUCACCAAAACCAGACUUUAAGUGGACACCAACUAAUGAAAUCACAUGUGAAUCAGGCCGUAUAUCAGUUUCUGACCAUCUUCAGGGAACAUCUAGAGAACUGGAAAAGGAUAGAGUAGAUAUGCAAGGAUUUGUUUUAGGAGGAUCACCUGAACCUGAAGAAGAUUCAGGUGAUGUAAUGGAUGCAACAGAGCUUGAUGUUGAAGCCAAAUUUUCUUCCUCUUCUACCUCGGGAGCAUUGUCUGUCUACAGUAAUCCCCAGUCUUCCUCUGGGUUUAAGUGUGGUCAUGAUACACAUAUUCCUGCUGAAGUAAUCUCUACUCAAGUGUGUCAUUCGGAACAGAAGUUACAAGCUAGAACUGCAAAUGUGUCAGGUCUGCAGUCUGAGCCACUAGAAUGUUCUGCAGGAGCAAAUGACCUGGAGAAUAGCUUCCAUGCUCUGAACCCUGAGUUGGGAGCAUCUGAUUUUCAUGAUCAGAGUAGCAGUGGCAUAGAGUGUACAAAAGUUGUAAAAGGCAUGACCAAAGUAUGUGCUCUUCCUCAGUCAGUAUUUAUGAAAGCCAUGAAAGGUGGACAGUGUAAAAGUCAAAGUCCAGGAACUGAGCUCACACCAAAUCAGUCAGAUAUUGCACCAUUAGUAGAGUCUCAGUCUGGCUUGAUUAAGAGUGGUUUUGGUUUGGCUAAAAGCACUUCUUGGCACCAUAGUGAUCUCUUAAAGAAAGGUAGUGAAGAAAGGCUGAGAGCUAAAUCAGAACAUGAACAAGAGACCAACCGUCAGUUACAAAAAGCAAUGCUGUCCUUAGAAAAUAGAGGGUCAGCAUCAUUGUUGCCUAACCAAGUGUCAGUUAUCACCAAGCAGGCCAGGCCUGAAACGACACAGAGUGCUAGAUCGGAACCUUUGCGACUGCAUAGGAGUGACUCUGCCUUAGCAACAGAAAAUGUUGAUAGCGUGUCAUCCAUAGCAAGAUGUGGAGAAAGAGAGGAGACGACCCAGAUCAUCAAGGAGGUGGCUGCUACAAAAAGGACUUCACCAGAAAUCUCCACAUCUUGGAGAAAAUUAGAUUUUGAUUCCCCAAAUGGUUCUUUACCAGUAGAAAAUUCUCGUUCCACAAAGAGUAAAUUAUCUUUUUUUCCUGAAAAUAUUCCAGUUCCAAACCAAAACAUGACAGAACCCACAGCACAGGCAGAACUACAGGAGCAGUGUCAUUGUAUGAAUGCCACAGGUCUGGACUCAUCUGGGACAGGUGCAGAUAAACUUCCUUCAGCCACAGAAAAGGCAGUGUCAGGAGGUUUUCCUGUUGAAGAAAUACCCUGUGGAGAGACAGUCAGAUCUGGUGGUGAAGCCCUGGCCAUUUCAAAGGACUCUUCUAGUGUAGAGGAAAGCCCAGAGGAGCCCCUGGAGCAGCCAUCACCACCUCCUGGUGGUGCUUCUCCCAAAGGGUCAGGUGCCACAAGUACUGCCUUUUUACCAGAGAUUGGCAGAAAAGAUGAAGAGACACGUGCUCUCCCCCAAAGUAGCCUUCCUGGUCCUCUGUAUUGUUACACAGGCAUUCGGGAGGUGGGCGGUGUUGACACCGAGGUGGAAGAGAGUGAGGCCCCUAGCUGCAGUGAGGGUGAGAAUGAGCCUGAGGCUGCGAUGGGUAACCAGCGGUGGACUGCUGCUGAGUCCUCCAGAGGAGAUGCACGAGCUACACAUGCUGGUGCUGCCGAGACCAGGUCUUCCAUGGAGUUGGGCUGUCUGACCUCAGCGCUGCAGGACUUCAACAUCAGUACUCUCUCUGAGAUAGACAGACUUUCUACAUCAGAUGUCGUUAUGUUUCUUGAAAGUUGUCAAUUAAGAGAUUAUAGUUCAGGGGACUCUGUUUCAGAAUAUUCUAACAAGGAAACUCUAAACAAAGAAAUGAACAAAGAACUAAAGCAACAUGAAACAUCAGGAGAAAAGUACAGGAAGCAGGUCUGUGAUGAAGGAACACUCAAAACCUGUGAAGAGUGGAUUGAAUCCGAGGAAGAUGAUUGUCCUCUAAGGGAUGCCAGUCAGCUCGCUCAGUGUUCUCUGGAAACGCUGUCCGAGGUGCUAACCAAGAUUGGGCAGGAACUUCAGUCCAACUAUGAGGACUCAGAUGGAAAAGAUGCUGGUAAUUUACUGCUCUUCAGUGUACACGACAGUCUGACAACCAAACAUGUAAAAGAACAAGUCUCACCUCAGCAAAUAAGUGGCUCCUCAUUGCACCCUUCAGAUCCACCCCCGUCAACAGCUGGCUUGGGUGCUAAGGGCAGUUCUCCCAUUAGUGGGGUAUCUACUGUUGAAAACACUCAAGAGAGGCUUGAGGGUAACUCAGAUGUGACCAGGUUGAUUGACAGUGGAGGCGAGACCCUGUCAGAACUGGCAGAGCCCCCACCCCAGUGCUCUGACUCAGGAGCUGGAUUGACAGCGGAGCACAGUGCUGAUUGUGAGGCAGAAAGGACAUUUCAGUGUCAGAUAUCUACUGUGACUUCUGAAGUUAUAAAUGUGCUGAUAAAUAAGGACCAAAAUCUAGUCAUUGAAAAGGGGGACAACUGGACCAUUAUAAAUGGGGUGCCUCUCAUGUCAAAUGUGGACCAGGUUAUCCUGUGUGACACCCCUGGAGACAACCCCACUUCCCCAGAUGGAGGAGGGCCGGGAGCUGGUUUCAUUUCCAUUACAUCUGUGGAGAAGUCCCCAGAGACCAGCCGCCCUGGCUCUCCCUUUCAGGAUCCCCCAUGUGGCAGUAAUCUUCCAUGUACCCAAGAGGAUAUUUCCAGCAGUGGUCAGAGUUCCAACUUUGAUAAAAGUCGUUUGCGAAAUAGACCUGUUAAACCUAGUGUAAGGAUUAGUUCUGAAAUUUAUGAUCAAAUCUUUGAGUCUCAGAUUGUUGCAUCAGAUCACACGUAUUAUAACUCAAAACUGGAACCAUUUGGCAAAAACAAGAAUCGAUCAAAGAUUUCAAACAAAGAUCAGUCAAACAAACUGGUAAAGACUUCAUCAUCUGGCAGGGUUGAACCUAAUCCAGGUGAAGUUUCUCAGUCACCUUCAGCGGACAGUGUGAACACAAAAACCCAGAGACCUCAAACUCAGACCAUUCUGGCCAAUGCUGACACCUCUACCCCUACAGAUUGUUCCGCUGACACUCUGAGUAAAAUACGGCAGGAGGUGGGGCCCCCUUUGCCACCCCUGCUUGCUCCGUUGAUUGCCACGCCUCCGAGGACUUCACGCCCAGUUUCUCCUCUAAUAUCAAGUUCCAGUCCCUCCUCACCCACCUCUCCUGUUGGCCAGCUUUCUCCUCUGUGUGAGAUUCCAGUGCCACCCAUGAUGUCUCCUUUGCUGGAAGAUACAGGGCAUGCCUCCCCUUCGUGCACCUCUCCAUCCCCAUCUGCUGUAUCCACUGGGGAGAGGAUAUUGUCAUCUCCUUUGCAGUUUUGUGCCAUCACCCCAAAGCACGCCCUUCCUGUGCCAGGUAGACUGCCUCCCUGUGCAUCAGCCCACACUGCUGUGGCUGGGCCCCAGGAGAACUCUGUUAAAAUCCUUGACACCAUGUACCCUGAGUUAUCUGCCAGGGCCCGCACUCUCAACAUCCUCAAAGGGAAUAUUCAGCUUACGCGAGGUCCACCUACUGACCGGCAGAAUUUACCAGGGCCUGUCAGUGCCAUAACAGGGUUCAAAGCGAUCAGUUCCAUGUCAACCGCCUUUGUCAAAACACGGGGCAGCUCUAGUGGUGACUGUAAUCAGGGUAAGUCCAGAGACUUGGGAACCCAGCAGGAUUCAGGUGGGAAAAGAACAUUGUCCGCGUGCAUACUGAGGAGUGCUAAAAGAUUGCGCCUGGACAGUGGGUCCCCAGAAUCAGAAAGUGGGAGCAUCACUACAGAAGGAGUCAACAAGCACCCCUGCAGGAACUUCCCUCAAGCUGAAGUCGCAGUGACAGAUGAGGAACCAAGUUCUGUUCCAGCUACCAGUUCAGUUUCACAGUUGCCUCUGAACCCCAAAGAAACUGUGGAGUCCCAUGACAAAGCCAUAGCUGAUGCCCUGAAGAAGAUUGCAGAGUCCUCCUUUGACCUGUUGCCUGUCAUUCGGAGUCACGUGUAUGUGGGAAAUAUCUCCAAAAAGCCUGUAAUGAGAGAUCAAGAGAAAGAAGUCGUCUAUGACUUCAGCACAACAAAGAAGCAUUUAGCAGAGUGCUUGCUUCACUCUAUUCUCUCAGAACUAAAACUUCAGAAGACAUCCCUGGAGCACAACUACAUUCAUGCACUCUGCAGAGUGUAUGUGGGUAUUUGUCGGCAACUCGGAGAUGUAGAAAGAGCACGCUUGUUCUGCUAUAGCCUACUUAAGGAAGAUUUUCCAGAAUCAGAGAAACUGACUUUGUUCAUUGCAAACAUGUGGCAUGAUAUAUUUAUCUCUCAAUCAGUGAUUAAUAAGGCAAUGCAGCUAGUUGCCAGGCAGCGUGCUAAAGGGGAAGUUCUGAAUUGUUUGAGAGCGUUUCUCAAUUGGGAAAAGAAUUCUCCUGCAGAUGUUGGCUUCAUGGUUUCUAAGUUGCUUUUGACCAUACAGUUAUGUCCAAAAACAGAAUUUCAGUCCAGUGAAAGAUUUGGUGAAGACCUAAGUGAUAACACUUGGGAGUACAUAUUUGCCAUUGAUCUUCUCUGCUGCCAUCAGAAAUGGAUUUGGACGCAUGAUAACAUUAUAAGUAAAGAACUGUGGCCUGUAAUGGAUAAGUGGAUAAAAUACAGAAAAGGACAUGCAAACAUUGCAUAUAUUCCUGAUGUUAUCAUAGCAUCAAUACUGAGGCUGAUUGGUCGUUUAGGCCAAUUGGGUUUGAAGGAAGGGUUUCCAUCUGCUGUGAAAAAUAUUAGUUCGGUUAUCGGUAUGUUCAUACAGCAUGCCCAGGAUGAAGAUAUACCAUGGGGUAUACAGCUAGCAGCCGUGUAUGCUCUUUGUGACUUGAGUCCCAGCAAUCCAGCAGAGAUAUCCAAGAUCCUGGAAGCUUGGCGCAAAGAGACUUCUCACAGCGUUCCCUCUGCAGUGGUCAGCUCCCUGGAGGAAGUCAGUGCAUUGUGUGCAGGGGAGCUUGGCUAAACCGCCGUCUGCCACUGCACCUAGAGAAGUGCCUUCACGUAUCUUGAGUAUAAACAAAUUAACUGGCUUUCAGAAUGCAAGCUAAGGUUUCACAGAAAAGACGCAAAAGAGAAAAUGCCAAGAGGCUCUCCUCUCUGUGUGGCAAGGAGACAGGAAAAAUACGCAGCAGCACAGCUGUGUUUCCCUAAACCACAUACUUAAAUCCGUUAAGGCUGUUGUGAUUACAUGACAUGUGGGUUGUAUUGUCUUGGUCAAACAACAAAAACUUGAAUUUAGCCCUUUUUGCUGCAGAAAGUGUCCUUUCAGUCGCUUUUUGAAAUUGAGUGGCAUUUUGUAAUGAAUUUAAUAUGAAAGCAUUGAUUUGGUUCCUGAGUUAAUUCUGGCCUUUGUGCUCAAAUGACUAACUAGGAAAAACUAUAUUGGCUAAAAAAGAACUAGAAGACUCUUCCACUAUUUUAGCUGGAAAUGGGCUACAGAAGUUUUUCUCAAGGUAUAGUGUGCAGCUGAUCCAGGUAAAACACGGGGGAGCCUCUAGAAACUCACCUUAAUGCGUUUUCUUCACAGGAGUUCCUUAAUGAAAGUUCUUUAAACUAUUUAACUAUCAGGAAAAGGAGACUGAAAAGUAGAAGCUCACUGCAGGUUCUGUAUCAGUGACGUGCGCGGACGGAUUCAGAGGCGGCCGCGGCAGAGCCCUUUGCCGUGUACAUACGGACAGUGCGAUAAUGUGUGUCACAUUCGAUGAUGUUCCGCUUUCGGAAUUUUAGUAUUUGUACAGAGAAAAUGGGUUUAAUAACUCACAGUGGUUCUGAUUUGUCUUAUAUUCAUCAUUUCUUAAAUCUCUUGUAUGUGUUUUUUUAUAAUAAAAAAUAAAAGGAAGCCAUGUACAUUAUUAUUCUGAUCAGUAAAGAUGACAUUUGGUGUUACUUCUACUUUAACUGCAGACAGAAGACAGCCAUUCCAAAGGAGACUCCACUUCUGGAUGUAAACUUGCUGCUUUGCCAGUAUUUCACCAUUCUGAGUAUUCUCUUAAGAUGCUCUUAGUGGUAUCAGACACCAGAUAAUUCAGUGUUGAUUGGCCCUUAUGAUUGGAUAUGUUUAUGGAAUUACAGUUGCUGCCCUUUUAAAAUUAUCUUUAACAAGUAUUUUACUCCUUUGUGUUUUUAAAGUAGUUAUAACAAAAACUGAGAUUUAUAAACAACUCCAUGUAACCCUUUGAAAGCUUUUGGUUGGUGUGUUCAUCCAGUAUUCAUUGAGCAUGUGCUCUGCACUGGUGCCUCGCUCAGAGGAGCUGGUGAGCAGGCAGUGAGGAAUAAGUCCUUGAAGAUCUGUGAUCUGUUAGUAGAGAAAAACCCUAAGCAAUUACCCCAGUAAGUCAACAGUUGAAAAUUUUGGUGAGUUCAGUGAAGAAAACAGAGGUUUGCAGUAGCAUAGCAGGGUAGACUCCUUUCUAGGUAUUAAUCAAGAGUGUACCUCUGAGGAAGUAACACGAGGUAGGUUACUUCAUGAAGGGAGCCAGCUUUGAAAAUAGGGGACGAAUGUCCCUCCUGGACAGGUGAGUGUGGCUCUGAGAAGGAAAGCCUUUUGUGUGCAAGAAGGCGGCUGAUGCAGCCAGACACCCUGUUCAAGUGUUUGGUUAUACAAAUGAUACCAUGCCAGUCCCUGGGACCUGGGCAGCCCUGGGCUUGUUCAUAGAUUGAGCAGGGAUGUCAUAUGAGAUUACAGUUUACUGGGGCUGUUUUGUGGCAAAGGGUUGUGAGAAGGGCAAGAGGCAAACCAGAGGGAUCUGUCAGGAGGUAGGGGAGAGAUUAUGGUGUUAGAUGAAUUUCAGAUAUUUCUUGGAGGUAGAAUCCAUGCCAAGUUCUCGAACUUGGGUGAGGGACAGGUAAUCAAAAUUCAAGGUUCCUGAAUUGGGCUUCAUAAGGUGUGUACAGGUGCACAGGUUGGUGAUAAGAAACAAAUCCUAGGUGCAAGUUUGGGACGUGGACCUUGUAAGAUAUCCCAGUGGAGGUGGCAGGGAGCCUUUGCAGGCAGUUAGAGUUCAAACAAUAUAGGAUAAGUUAGGAAGGAAGUUCAUAGUGUGUGGAGGGUAUUUAAGGCUGUGUGUGUGAAAGAGAGUUGUGUGUGUUCUAGGGAGAAAAGUACAAUAAAUUCCCGGGGGGCAGAGGAGGAAAUACCAAUAGGUCAGGAGGUGGUGGUGUAGUAGUACCUUGGCGAUUGUUUCCUUGCCAGGGCCAUGAAGGCAAGCAUUGCCCAUCUGAGCUUGAAGCUAUGGGGUCAGGUGAGGUGAGCCAGCCAGGAGAUGGUUGCAUUUUGCGUCCUGCGUGUGUGGUCUCAGUGUCUCCCACAUAACAGUUGGCUUAGAGGGAUGCAACGUGAAAGGUCAGGAAGAGAAGAGCAGAUCUGCAGAAACAUUUUUUGGAAAAUUACCUAAUGGAUGGGUUUGUCAAAAAUGUUCAAAAUAUUUUUUUUAACCUCAACAGUUUUGGUUUUAGUUGGUGGGGAAUAGGUAACACCUGACAUUUUCUGCUCGUUACCAUUCUUCUGACCCUUUGGUAUGUGGAAUUUGUCAUUAACUGCUUUGUUUCAUGACGUGAUGAUAAAUAGGCCUGAACUUGCAUUUUGUUCUGUGUUAUCUUCAGACAGUGAAGCAGUUUUAAGCUGUUCAUAAAUCUAAUUUCUUAUAUUCAAGCAGAACAUUGUUGUGGGGUUUUACCAUUUAAGGAAAAACAAAAAUGUGGAUAAGCAUUUGAACUUGGAGUUGGGUGGCUUUUGGCUAGCAUAGGGGUCUGUGCACUAGGAGCCACACAGGCUCUGGGCACCCCAGCUGGGUCCCACAGACCUCCAUAAGCAGCUUGCCACAGGUUGGUGUGCUGCCCUGUCAGGCAAGCUCAGGUCCGACCAUGCUGGAUAGAGAUAGGAGCCUAAGGAACUGCUAAAUGAGGCAGUGGCUCUGAGGGAGAGUGAUGGAUGUAUGGUCAGUCAUCUUUAUGGACAUUUGAACCUUUUCUCCAUGUGUAUUCCCAAGGACAUCCUGACUUCAUUCUCAGCACAAAGUUGGCCUGUAGAGGAUACUUCAGGCUGUAAUUUCCCACCCUGAGGCAAUUUGGUGACAUGGGUUACUUUGUUCAGAGAGGAUGUGGCAGAGUGGAACAGGAUCUGUUCUUGGGGAUGGAAAGAGCUGCACUGUGGCCAUUAGAGGGCACUGCAGACUUGCCCACAAUCUACACAGGCCAGAAAAUGGGGUGCCUUGCCUGGGACACACUUAGAUGCACAGUUCGCAACCUGAAAGCCUUGCUGUCAGGGAGACAUUUCCAUUCAUACUUCGGGUACUUAAAGGAGUUAGUGCUACCACCUAGGCCCAAUAUCUCCAGAAGUAAAUGAGGAAGGAUACUAUGUCAAAUAAUGGUAUUUGAGAAUAUCCCCCUGAACCAACCCUGCAAAAAAAACAAACAAAAAAAACUACUCUGCCCAUUUGUUCAAAUUUUUCCCUAGAUAUUUUUUAAUGACUAAAGCAAAAUGCUUUGACCAAAAAAAAACAAAACAAAACCAGAACAGCAAGUGGGUAAGUGAUAAUGGGUGGGAAGGUUCUGUGAGCUUUUCUGAUCAGUCAGGUGCAAGAGCGGUUAGUUAAAUCAUCCUGCCCACAUUGAACAUACUCAGUUUUUUCCAAAUAACAUUUCCAACACAUUCUCACAUAGAAAUCAUAUAAAGAAUAUGUAGUGUGGGUGGGGCUUAUAAAUGUGAGUUCAGUCAACUUAAGGACCACAGAUGCAAGACAAUUCAACGAGGAGUGUUCUAGAAAUUUAGGGGAGUUUCGGAGUUUUGAAGGUAAGACAGCCAUAAACACUCCUUUUUCAUUUGCCUGACACCUACUUAGAGAAAUUCAUUGUUCUUGGUUUUGAUUGUAACAGUUCAUUUUCCUGCCCCUGAAGACAGUUUUAAGGAAGACAUACUUUAAUACCAUGACAUUUCUAUCUUAAUAAGCUGUGCUUGUUUGUUCACCUCAGUUAAAAUGUUCUGUAUAGACAAAGAAUUGUGGAUGAAGCAUCAUUGAAAGAUGCUACAACUCAAUUUUAUGAAAAUGAAAGUGCUUGCUUUUAUGGACUGUGGGUUUUUGUGAACAGCGUUAGGACCUUGGGAGGCACUGCUUGGACCUCUCCUGCCUCCCAGCCCCCUUUGAGCCAGGGUUUACACU